AUGGAGACAGGCGAGAAAUCAUCGAGAAAUUGGAGUGAGGAUGAGUCGUUGAAAAUGGCCAUUGCUGUGGCGCUUCUCCGAUCAAAGCUCCAAAACAAUAACCUGCCCCCGCCCCCGUCCCCGCCGCCACCGUCAUCUGCUCCUCUAUCUGACGUUCUUAAAUGGAAACGAAAGGCGAAAGAGCGCAAGCUAGAAAUUACCAGACUUAAAGAAGACCUCAAAAUCGCCGAAGACAGUAUGCAGCAGGACAUAUUUCCGCAAGGUGCAUUGUGCAAAUGCUACUUCUUUGAUAAUUUGGGCCAGUUCCGUCCUAUAUCUGGAGAUGAUUGUGAUCAGAGAUUCAGUGAUGUCCUAUACCGUCGAUUUCUCAGACAAGUUCGAAUAAAUGAUAGAAAAAGAAGAAUACCUGAUGCCUCAAAAGGAAGAGAAUGCUUGUCAGAGUAUAAUAAUGAAAAUGAAGUGGAGAAACUAAGGGCUUCAGUUGAUUUUCUAGUGGAGAUAUGUGACUCUGUUUCUACAGCCAGAUUGGAUGAGGCUAAAUUUAAAAGCUGUUCUCACCAAGCUGUGGACUUUAUUCUUGAUACACUAAAGACCACAUCAGGAGUGGGCGAUAAUUACACAGUUGAAAGUGUUCUAAGCAGCUUAAUUAUGCGCCUAUUGAGAAGGAUGUGCAAUGCAACACAAGGAGAUGGUAAAUAUAUGAGCGACACUGAUGUAAGGUUCUACAUUCAGCAUUUAAUGCGGAAACUUGGAAGCAACUCCUACACUGGGCAGCGUAUAAUCCUUUCUGUUUCUCAGAGAAUUUCUUUAGUUGCAGAAGGUUUGCUCUUUAUGGAUCCAUUUGAUGGUGCCUUUCCAAAUGCGAACCACUCUAUCUACCUGAUGAUCCAGCUUAUUGAGUUUCUGGUGUCAGAUUACCUACUAAGCUGGUCAAUCAGUGAAGAGUUUGACACAAGGGUUUUGGAAGAAUGGGUAGUGUCAGUUGUGCAUGCACGGAAGGCAUUAGAAGUGUUGGAAUGCAGGAGUGGGCUUUAUGUGGUGUACAUGGAUCGUGUGGUGGGGCUUGUGGCUAAACAGGUUGGUCAGUUUUCAUUUCUUCAGAAGCUGAACCCACAAAUUCUUGCAAAUCUCUUUAGCUGAUUGAUGAC
Molecule: messenger RNA, 1148 nt
Organism: Ipomoea triloba (trilobed morning glory)
Lineage: Eukaryota; Viridiplantae; Streptophyta; Magnoliopsida; Solanales; Convolvulaceae
Product: protein MULTIPOLAR SPINDLE 1
Exons: 10
Coding region: 1-1140 (379 amino acids)
Biological process (GO): meiotic DNA double-strand break formation; meiotic spindle organization
Source: RefSeq, a predicted model, not a curated record